This is a messenger RNA of Schistocerca cancellata (South American locust), 3123 nucleotides long. Its product is annotated as dynein axonemal heavy chain 7-like. Gene Ontology annotation, cellular component: dynein complex. The coding region runs from base 1 to 3123 and encodes 1040 amino acids. The record is from RefSeq and is a predicted model, not a curated record. The transcript has 19 exons. Gene Ontology annotation, biological process: microtubule-based movement. Gene Ontology annotation, molecular function: dynein intermediate chain binding; minus-end-directed microtubule motor activity; dynein light intermediate chain binding. NCBI's taxonomy places the organism in Eukaryota, Metazoa, Arthropoda, Insecta, Orthoptera, Acrididae.
AUGUCCCAUAGAACUUGGUUCAAACUUCGUGCACCAUGUCAGAGAAAAAGAUCUUGGCUUCUAAACUUUGACGUUAUUAGGGGUUUUCCAUCAGAAUGGGUAUUCCAUUGUCCAUUAGCAUCCAAGCAGAAUAAGAAAUAUAAGUGGACAAAUAUGGUACUGUGGAUGCAUGAAGCAUUAAGAGUUUUCUAUGAUAGACUUUCAAAUGGUUUGGACAGAGAGACCAUAUUUGCAAAAAUAUGCAGUGCUAUAACUCAGUACUUUCCUGAACCACCUGAAAUAUUCCUCAAUCAUCUCCCAUCAUUUGAUGGAAUGGUAACUGAAGAUCUAGUAAAAGGACUGUCAUUUGGAAAGUAUUUUAAUAUGCAAGAUGAUGAAGUUUCUCAGUGGUAUGAGGAAAUUUUAAACUUUGAUGAUAUCCAAACAACUGCUGAAAGAGUGAUUGAGAAAUAUAAUGAAGAGCAUGAAAUAAAAAUGGAUAUAGUCUUAUUCAGGUCUGCAUUAGAACAUCUCAUCCACCUGUGCCGGAUUAUGGUUACUCCAUGCAGUAACUGUCUUCUUAUUGGAGUUGGAGGCACAUCUCGUCAGACCUUAGUACGUCUUGGUGCUGUCAUAGUUGGAAAUAUUUAUUUUCAACCAACCAUCUCGAAAGACUAUGGCCUUGAAGAGUGGCGAUCUGACUUGAAAUACUGUUUGGUUGAAAGUGGUGGACAUAAUAAAGAAGUAACCCUUAUGUUCAGUGAUUAUCAGAUAAAAUAUGAAGACUUUCUAGAAGACUUAAACUGUCUUGUCAGCACAGGAGAAGUUCCCAAUAUGUUUACAAGAAUUGAAAAACAAGAGAUUUUAGAUUUAUACCGACUAUGUACACUCCAGUUACUGGCAACAGCGAUGGUACGCAGUGCAGCACAAGGAGGUAUAAGCAGUGUUGAGAUCAGUUUGGUUGAAGCUUUCAAGUUUUUUAUCAGCCGAUGCAAACUGAAACUGCAUAUUAUGUUGUCUUUUAAUCACACAUUCAGUGAAUAUCGUAGGCGUCUACACUCAUAUACUAACCUAGUAACUUGUUGUGACUGCAUAUGGUUUGAGCCAUGGACUGAUGAUGCUUUAGAAAAAGUAGCACAACGGUAUCUGAGUGAUGCACAUGUGAGUGAUCAAACAAAGACAGCUGCAGUGGAUGUAUGUAAAUAUUUUCAUCUCACAGCUGGACCUGUUCAGGAUAAUUUCUAUAGAGCAGUGGGUCUCCAGACAUACAUUUCAGCAUCAAAUUUUGUUUUACUUACAAAGUCAUUUACAUAUACUGUCAAUACUAAGAAAGAAGAAACAGAGGAGGUCAGGGACCAUUACUUGUCAGGUCUUGGAAAACUCCAUUAUGCAGAUAAGGAGGUCCAAAAGCUGUUAGAUAAUCUCAUGGACUUGCGUUCACAACUAGCUGACACCACAAAAAAAUUGGAACAAACGAAGCUAAACAUUAUUUAUACACAAAAGCAACAUGCUGCUCAAACUAAGAAAGUUGAAAAGCAACGAGAUAUUACUGAGAAACAGAGAGAAGUUACCAAAGGGCUGCAAGAUAAUUGUGAUGAAAUAAUGAGUGAAGCAACACCAUUUCUUGAAGAUGCAAAUGAAAAAUUGAAUGCACUAAAACCAUCUGACAUGACAAAUCUGAAGGGAAUGAAGCAACCCCCAGAUGGAGUAAGAGUGGUCAUGACUGCAGUUUGUCUAUUGAAAGAUGUGAAACCUGACAGAAUUACUGAUCCAGCCUCUGGAAAGAAAUCAAAUGACUACUGGGGACCAGCUAAAAAGCUUCUUGCAGAUUUCCGCUUUCUGUUCAACCUUAAAACAUUUGACAAAGACAACAUACCUCCUGCCGUUAUGAAGAAAGUUCGAGCUGAAAUAAAAAAACCAGAGUUUAAUGCUCAAGCUAUAGCAAAAGCAUCAAAGGCUGCUGAAGCAAUAUGUCUGUGGGUGGCUGCAAUGGAUGUAUAUGAGCGUGUUUCCAAGGUAUUAGAACCAAAAAAAGUAGUAUUAGCGGAAGCUGAAGCAGUCCUACAAGAACUCAGCACUGUUUUAUCUAGCGAAGAAGAGAAGCAGAAGGAUCUUGAAGCCAAAUUAUUAGAACUGAACAGAGUGCGUGAGGAAACUGCUGAUCAUAAAGCUGACCUUGAAGCUAGAGAAGCUGAGGCAGACAGCAAGUGGCAGCGAGCUGACAGACUUAUUCGAAGCCUUGAAGGAGAGAGAAUUCAUUGGACAGAAGCGUCUGACUCAUUGCAGCUCGCACUUGAUAACCUGCCUGGCAAUGUUUUAGUAUCUUGUGGAGUUAUGGCAUACCUGUCACCUUUCACAUCAGUGUACAGGACUAAAUGCAUUGAAGACUGGCAUGCAUACAUUGUUAGAAGUGGCAUCCCAAGUUCAACUGUCUAUGAUUUUGUUCAAGCCCUGGGGCUCGAUCUAAAAACCCGUUCAUGGAUAAUUGCUGGGCUUCCUCGAGACCAUUUUACACUUGAAAGUGCAGUUAUUGUUGAUAAUUCACAAAGGUGGUCAAUUAUGGUGGAUCCUCAAAGUCAAGGUAACAAAUGGAUCAAAAAUGUCGAAAAGAAAAAUGGUCUUGAAGUAGUAAAGUUCACAGAUGCCACUUAUGUGGGUACUAUUGAAAACUGCAUAAUGUUUGGACGACCAGCACUUCUUGAAAACAUUGGAGAAACUCUUGAACCACCCUUAGAUCCUGUGCUCCUGAAAAGAAUGUAUUUAAAGGAUGGAUCACUCAAAAUAAUGCUCAGUAAGGAGGUUGAAUAUAAUACAAAGUUCAGAUUUUACAUAACUACAAAGUUGCAAAAGCCGCGCUAUUCAUUCCAUGACUACAACAAAAUAACACUUGUGAACUUUUACCUCCCAAUAGAGGGUCUACAGGAGCAGCUUCUAACAAUAGUGGUGAAAAGUGAAAGACCUGACAUGGAAGAUCAGAGACAAAAUCUAUUACUACAAAGUGCCACACAUGUCAAGAGACUUGAAGAUAUAGAACAGAAUAUAUUUGAAACAUUGGCAGAGUCAACAGGAAACAUUUUAGAAGAUGAUUAUGCAAUAAAUGUGCUUAAUUCCUCCAAGCUUCAAUCAGCCAUCCUUAAUAAAUAA